Molecule: messenger RNA, 375 nt
Organism: Acaulospora colombiana
Lineage: Eukaryota; Fungi; Glomeromycota; Glomeromycetes; Diversisporales; Acaulosporaceae
Source: the annotation of a GenBank genome assembly
AUGGUGGAAAGGUGUGAUCGUCUGAUGAAAGAUGUUCGCCAAAGAGAGAUCGCUGAGGCGAAAGAACGUUUAGCCAGGAGUCGAGACAUCGCGGAAAUUUCUAAUCAGCGUAAACAAUUUCUACGUGAUCGUAUUGAAGAAAUGACUCAAGAGAAAAAUGCCGAAGGUGAUUUACGAUAUGUUCGCAAUUACCUCGAGACAACGGAGGCAUUCAUCAAUGCAUCUGUUGCUCAACGGCCUAUGACCAAUCGCGCGUGGAAGAUGCUGAAGCCAAAGAUUGUCCAAGAACACGAUGCUCGAGCGGAAGAGGAAAAUUGGAAGCAGAGUCAAGAGCUGCUGACGAAACAAAAAAAAGAUGCUGUCGACACAAGAUAG